This is a messenger RNA of Asparagus officinalis (garden asparagus), 3002 nucleotides long. RefSeq names its product protein fluG. The record is from RefSeq and is a predicted model, not a curated record. Gene Ontology annotation, molecular function: glutamine synthetase activity; hydrolase activity. NCBI's taxonomy places the organism in Eukaryota, Viridiplantae, Streptophyta, Magnoliopsida, Asparagales, Asparagaceae. The coding region runs from base 134 to 2662 and encodes 842 amino acids. The transcript is spliced from 18 exons.
AAUGCACAAUAUCUUCAACGUGCCGUCUUUUGUCGUCUAACAUAAACAAGCCUUGGUCUAACCUCUAUAGUGCUUCAUCGCUUCAUCGUAGUCAAACUCAACAAAAACCCUUGAAAUUUCUUGAGAGAGAUUAAUGGCGGAGUACAGCGAGCUCAGAGAGGCGAUCUUCAACGUAAAGGCGAUCGACGCUCACGCUCACAAUCUCGUCGAUCUCGACUCCUCCUUCCCCUUCCUCCGCCUCUUCUCCGAGGCCGAGGGCGACGCCUUGGCCUUCGCGCCUCACUCUCUCUCCUUCAAGAGAAGUUUGAGGGACAUUGCGGAGCUUUACGGCUGUGAGAGAUCUUUGGAUGGAGUUGAAAAACACAGAAAGGUCUCAGGGUUGGACUCGAUUGGUUCGAAGUGUUUCGAGGCUGCAAAUUUGUCUGCCGUCUUCAUUGAUGACGGCAUUAUGUUUGAUAAAAUACUUGAAUGGGAUUGGCACAAGUCUGUUGUUCCUGCCGUUGGUAGAAUCUUGAGGAUUGAGCAUUUGGCUGAAACAAUCCUCAAUGUGGAGAUUCUCAAAGGUUCAAAAUGCUCACUGGAGUCAUUCACUGAAACUUUUGUGGCAAAGAUGAAAUCAGUCGCUGGUAAAAUUGUUGCCAUGAAAAGUAUAGCAGCAUACAGAAGUGGCUUGGACAUUGAUACAGAUGUCAGUAAGAAGGCUGCCGAAGAAGGUUUGCUUGAAGAUUUACAUGCUGGGAAGCCUGUUCGGAUCAAGAACAAGAGCUUUAUCGACUAUUUAUUUACAUGUAGUUUGAACGUUGCUUUAAGCUUCAACUUACCUAUGCAAAUUCACACAGGUUUUGGAGACAAGGACUUGGACUUGAGGCUAUCUAACCCCCUGCACCUUCGCUCUGUUUUAGAGGAUACAAAGUUCUCUAAAUGUAGAAUUGUUCUUUUGCAUGCAUCUUAUCCAUUUUCCAGAGAAGCAUCAUAUCUUGCUUCUGUGUACCCCCAGGUCUACCUUGAUUUUGGGUUGGCGGUGCCAAAACUUAGUGUCCAAGGGAUGAUUUCUUCUGUCAAAGAGCUUCUAGAAUUAGCACCUACCAAGAAGGUGAUGUACAGCUCUGAUGGCUAUGCAUUUCCUGAAACCUUUUACCUAGGUGCAAAGAGAGCACGUGAAGUUGUACUGAAUGUUUUGUCAAAUGCAUGUGAUGAUGGAGACCUUACAAUUCCUGAUGCUUUGGAAGCAAUUGAGGACAUCUUCAGAAGAAAUGCAUUACAAAUCUAUAAUCUGAAUGCUAUUCUUGGGUCUAUAGAUUACAGAGGUCCCAAAAUUUGCAAUGGUAUUUCUAAAACUUAUACAGGAGGAAAGGAUAUAGUGUCUGUUCGUGUCACGUGGGUCGACACUUCUGGCCAACACCGAUGCCGGGUGAUCCCAGUAAAGCGAUUUUAUGAAGUUGUAAAGAACACUGGUGUAGGUUUGACUUUUGCAUCCAUGGGGAUGUCUUCUUUUUGUGAUUCUCCAGCAAUUGGGACCAACCUAACAGGAACUGGGGAGAUUAGAUUGGUUCCUGAUUUAUCAACAAAGCAUAGACUUCCAUGGGCAAGGCAAGAGGAAAUGGUGUUGGCUAACAUGCAAAUAAGGCCUGGUGAAGCUUGGGAAUAUUGCCCAAGGAGUACCUUACAAAAAUUCACCAAAAUUUUGAAUGAUGAAUUUAACCUGGUAUUGAAAGCCGGCUUUGAAAAUGAAUUUUAUCUUCUUAGGAGUGUUUACAGAGAAGGGAAAGAACAGUUUGUCCCUUUUGAUUCGACGCUCUACUGCUCCACUUCAGCGUUUGAUGCUGCUUCCCCUAUUUUACUAGAAAUCAAUUCUGCUCUUCAAUCCUUAAAUAUUUAUGUUGAGCAGCUACAUGCAGAAUCUGGAAAAGGACAAUUUGAAAUAGCACUUGGGUAUACCGACUGCAUAGUAGCAGCUGAUAAUUUGGUCUUUGCUCGUGAGACUAUAAGAAGUGUUGCAAGAAAGCAUGGAGUAGUGGCGACUUUUGUCCCAAAGUACUAUCUAGAUGAUAUUGGCUCUGGAUCUCAUGCACAUAUAAGUUUGUGGAAGAAAGGAGAAAAUGUCUUUAUGGGAUCUGAGGAAUCAAAAAGUCCACAUGGAAUGUCAAAAAUAGGAGAAAAUUUUAUGGCGGGAGUUCUCCAUCAUCUUCCUUCAAUUUUAGCAUUUAUUGCUCCACUUCCCAAUAGUUAUGACCGCAUCCGACCAGAUACCUGGAGUGGAGCCUACCUUUGUUGGGGACAUGAAAACAGAGAAGCUCCAAUUAGGACGGCAAGCCCACCGGGUACAUCUGGUGAAGCUGCUUCGAACUUUGAAAUCAAGUCAUUUGAUGGAUGUGCAAAUCCACAUUUUGGACUGGCUUCAAUUGUUGCUGCUGGUAUUGAUGGCCUUACACGAAAGCUCAGCUUGCCUGAACCUAUCGAUACAAAUCCUUCUGGCUGUGACGGACUUCAAAGAUUGCCACAAAACUUGCAGGAAUCUGUAGUAGCACUUGAUGAGGAUGAAGUUUUGAAGAACUUUUUUGGCAAAAAAGUUAUUAGUGCUGUUAAAGGUGUUCGUAUGGCGGAAAUUGACUACUAUGGAAAUAAUAAGGAGGCGUUCAAGGAUCUCAUUCAUCGGUACUAAAACAUCUGAAUCAAAUGGGUUUCUAGAUUUCCCCAAUAAAUAUAAUUAAAAUAAAGAAUAAGGUUCCUUAUGGAGAACUGAUGGCGUUCAUCCGAUAUUUGUAAUAUCUAUGUAGUCUCUGUAACUUGUUAGCUUGUUUUUCUACACGGGAUAUAGCAACUUGCGCCUGUUACUUUGGUCAUUGUAGCAACUGUAUGAUCAUCGAGGCCAUGUUGUUACAAUUUUGUAUAAGGCCAUGUUGUUACAAUUUUGUAUAAAAGUACUCUUAAUUAUCAUUUAAGAGUUUUUUAGCUGAACUUUUUUUAAGUUAUCAAAGAUACAUGUGCUUAUACUUCUUCAA